AGAGAAGGUGGAGGCAAAAGACAAGCCUUCUUCUUCUUCUUAGUAAAACAAGAGCGCAGUACACCUCGAGCACUCCAAAACCAGCACAGCCCUUGACUGACACACACUCGUGCGUGCACACCCACACCCAGCACGUUUGAGGUUGUGGAAUGCGCCUGCUGUGGUGGAGACUGACAGGGCAGGCAGCCAGCGUUGAGUCACAGCACUGCGCUUUCUAUAGAAGAAUACCGGCUGCGCCCUGGAAACACAUGCAGAAAGCUUUGCACAUUGAAAACAAACCCUGAAUGCUACGGAUGAAACACAGAUACUUCCACACCCGAGGAUUAAUAAGUGAUGCACCAGUGACUGCAUGCAAACAGAAGCCCGGGCUAUCAUCUCUGCACUGGAUGAUGAUGCUCCUUGUCCUGGAUCCUAGGCACUGAGGGACAUUUUAACUGGAUUGUGUGUACGGCGUGAGUGUCAGGAUGGCGGCAGGAUGGAUCUGGACACUGGUAUUGUGUGUGGCACUGUGGAGAGAGACUUCUGUACAUGGAGCAAAGAACAACUAUCCGAGAUUACGUCUGUCCCAUAAAGAGCUCUGGGAGUUGAACAGGACAUGGGUGUUCCAGGCAGCAGAAGGCAGAUUGCAGCACUACAGUAUGCUGCUGGAUGAGACUCAGGAGAGGCUGAUUGUUGGAGGGAAGAACGCACUGUACUCUCUUAACCUGGACAGAGUCAGUGAGCCUCAUAAAGAGAUUCACUGGGCUAGUUCCGAUGAGCAGGUGGAUGACUGUCUCAUGCAGGGCAGGGAGAAGCCGGAAUGUGCUAACUACAUCAAGCUGAUCCAGCCGUAUAACAGCACUCAUCUGCUAGCAUGCGGGACUGGAGCCUUCAGCCCGAUGUGUGCCUACAUCAGAGUCGGCCAUGGAGCAGAGGACGCAGCGUUUCAGCUGGAGACCGAGCACAUUGAGAGCGGCAGAGGGAGAUCCCCAUUUCACCCCAACAGCCCCACAACAUCCACAGUGUCCAGAGAUCAGUUGUUUGUGGGUUUAUACACUGAUUACUGGGAGAACGAUGCAGCGCUGUAUCGCCUCGGCAGCCACAGCUACACCAGGACAGAAGUAGGAGACAGACAGCAAUUAGAUGAGCCGAAGUUUGUUGGUUCAGUAGUGAUUCCAGAUAAUGACGACCCCGCCGAUGACAAAGUUUACUUCUUCUUCACUGAGAAAGUAUCUACCACAGAGGCAGCAAAUAAGGCUGUCUACAGCAGGGUGGCUCGUGUAUGUGCUAAUGAUCAGGGUGGUCAGAGGAUGUUGGUGAACAAGUGGAGCUCUUUCCUCAAGGCUCGUUUGAUAUGCUCAGUGGCAGGAGCCAAUGGCAUCGACACCCACUUUGACGAGCUGGAGGAUAUCUUUGUGCUGAAGCGGAAGGAGGAAAAGAAUCCUGAGAUCUUUGGUCUAUUCAGCACAUCCAGUGCCGUGUUUAAAGGUUAUGCAGUUUGUGAGUAUAACAUGGAGGAGAUCCGAGCUGCAUUUAAUGGUCCGUUUGCGCAUCGAGAGCACUCUGACCACCACUGGGGUGUGUAUGAAGGGAAGGUUCCAUACCCUCGCCCUGGAUCUUGUGCCAGUAAGGUUAAUGGUGGUCAGUUCUCCAGUUCUAAAGGCUAUCCGGAUGAGGUUCUGCGUUUCGUGCGUUCUCAUCCGCUCAUGUUCCAGCCAGUGCACCCGGUCCACAGGAGACCAAUCCUCCUGGACACAGACGGUGGACGCAGGCUCACCGAGAUCGCUGUGGACAGAGUGGAGGCUAAGGAUGGACAUUAUAAUGUUCUGUUCAUUGGAACAGAUGAUUCAGCAGUGUUAAAAUUGAUUACCAUUUUCAACAAAGAGGCCAACACGAUCGAAGAAGUGCUUCUGGAGGAGCUACAAGUGUUUAAGGUUCCAGUGCCCAUUACAGAAAUUAUCAUCUCAAAUAAAAGGCAACACCUGUACGUUGGCUCGGAGUUGGGAGUGGCACAGGUUCAAGUGCACCAAUGUGGCCUGUAUGGCUCCGCCUGCGCUGACUGCUGCCUAGCCAGAGAUCCGUACUGUGCCUGGGAUGGCCAUACAUGCUCUAGAUACAUGCCUGCAGGCAUUUACACACACAAGAGGCGAUUCAGAAGGCAGGAUGUCCGUCAUGGCAAUGCAGUGCAGCAGUGUAAUGGGCUUCAGCUGAAUGAGGCUCAGAGUGUGUCAGAGAAAUUAGUGUAUGGGGUGGAAAAGAACAGCACUCUGUUAGAGUGUAGAGCCCGAUCCUUGCAGGCUUUACUUACAUGGUACAUGAUAAAGGGAUCAGACCUGGAAGAGAUUAAAGACACUGAUAACGUUAUUCAGACGCCUCAUGGCUUGUUAUUUCUGGCAACCAAGAAGUCUGACACCGGCGUGUACCUGUGCCAGUCUGUGGAGCAUGGCUUCGUCCAGACCAUAUCAAGAGUGACUUUGGAGGUGCUGGAAGAGGACAGACUGGAGAGUCUGUUCCACAGAAGAGACAAUGAUGAGAGCGAGGCCCAACUGCGUUCUUCCCCCUGCCCUUUCCCAAGCCUCCCAUCUGCCCCUUCCUCCAGAAAGCUCUGGUAUAAAGAAUUCAUGCAGCUGAUCGGUUACAGCAACUUCCAGCGGGUGGAGCAGUACUGCGAGAGGGUGUGGUGUGCAUCUGACAGGAAGAGGAAGAAGCUCAAAGGUGCACCGUCCAAAUGGAGCUAUUCCCAUGGGGGUGAACGGCGUGGCAAGGCUCGAGCGCCCAGACAAACACAGGACUAGUGAAGAGCCCACUAUACUCUGAACUGAACAGACAGACCAAUGGGUUGCGUUUACAUUCAGACUUAUUUUGCCCAUUAUUGUGUAAACGUACAGUAAAAAAAUAAAGAAACCAAAUUAUGUUUGAGUUUAGUAGUAUCAUCUAGGAAUGCAUCUCCAGAUACAAUUAGAUGCUAUUUUUAUGCUAUCCAUUGUCAUUUUUGCCAACUAAAAAAAAAAAAAAAUCUUAAUGUUUAUGAUGAUGCCUGAUGAUCUGAAUUCCAUUGUUUGGUUUGGAAUGUACUAAAUAGUAGAAGGUGUAGAAUUAAUGUAUACUGUAUAUAUAUAAAACUGUGCUUGGUGGUAAAGCUCAUUUUGACAAUGACAGUCAUAAGCUGAUGGUGAAUACACAGAUCCUGGAAUGUGUUUGGGUAAUAACAGAGACUCCUAAAAUGAAAUGCAGUGACCCCACUGUUCCCUGUCACACACUGACAAACGCGGGCAUGGAGUGCUUCCAUUUACAACAGCGUGUGCUCUCAUGUGAGAAGCGAGAGAAUAACUUUUCCUUGGUUGACAGCCAAAAAUUUGGAUUCAACACCGAUUACUUCCUUGUGAAUAGGAUGACUCAUUAUUCUCAAUAUAGCUAACACUGUUUAUUCUCAGAUUCCCUGCGCACAAAGACAGGCAACGUUUUCUGCACAUACUUUACGUAUUUAUCACUUGUAUUUUAUAUUAAAUUAUUGUAGUUGGUGUUUGGUAGUGGUUUAGAUGUCCUUAUUAGUUUGAACUGGAGAUAUGUAACUGCCUGUGUUUCGUGAUUAUACUGUAGGUUUUUAGAUCGCUGAUGUGUAAUUACCAUUUAUAAAGACUCAUUUACAUAACAUUAAGAACACACGGUUUCUUAAUAAACCCAAUGAAAUCAAAGACUGUUUUCAGCAUUGUAAGUCAUGUUCGGAGUCUUUACCGUGCUUAUUAACUACUCUCAGGUUUGGAAUAAAACAUGGACAGCCCAUGGUAAUGCCAAGCUACUCUACACUACCAACCAAAACACACUAAUGCUAAUUUCAUGGUAUUUUCUUUUUUUUUUCUUUCUAUAGUACAUCAUAAUAAUAUGAUCAUUUUGAGAUUUUGAGAUAUGUCUGCUUUAGAGCAUAUGAUCUGUGAAGGCUUCAUAACAGCUCUAAUCUGAGAUGCUGUUAACUCUAAAUGAACUUGCAGCAGAGGUAAGCUUUGGUCUUGCUCUCCUGGGAAGGUCUUCAUGAGAGUUAGUUUCAUCAUGGUGCCUGAUGGGUUUUGCAAAUGCACUUGACAAUACUGUUCUUGCAAGAAUUGUUCCAGAACAUCUGACCUUCAUGUUUUAAAAUAACCACUGACUUAAUUACCUUAUGCCAUAUGUUAUUUCAUUGUUUUGAAAUCUCCAGUAUUGUUCUAGAAUGCAGAAAAAUAAAUCCAAACCUAUGUCCAAACUUU
Messenger RNA from Clarias gariepinus (North African catfish), 4220 nucleotides. RefSeq names its product sema domain, immunoglobulin domain (Ig), short basic domain, secreted, (semaphorin) 3E (gene sema3e). The record is from RefSeq and is a predicted model, not a curated record. The transcript is spliced from 17 exons. NCBI's taxonomy places the organism in Eukaryota, Metazoa, Chordata, Actinopteri, Siluriformes, Clariidae. The coding region runs from base 465 to 2774 and encodes 769 amino acids. Gene Ontology annotation, biological process: negative chemotaxis; neural crest cell migration; positive regulation of cell migration. Gene Ontology annotation, molecular function: semaphorin receptor binding; chemorepellent activity.